Culex pipiens pallens (northern house mosquito) is the source of this 1531-nucleotide messenger RNA. RefSeq lists its product as uncharacterized. NCBI's taxonomy places the organism in Eukaryota, Metazoa, Arthropoda, Insecta, Diptera, Culicidae. The transcript has a single exon. The record is from RefSeq and is a predicted model, not a curated record.
AUGUUCAUCGGAGACGGUGCCAAGCUCGUCUGGGACGCGUCCUACUGGCCAAGGAAAAGUCGCCGGUGGUUUAAUUUCUUUUUAUUUGUGAAAUCAGUUUUAUUUGUAUUGAUGAUGAAAAAAAACGAUAUUGACCGCCCCUCCUCUCCCUUCUCCCCCCAUGCGACAACUCGUUGGGUUGCGAACAGGUGCGCGUACUUUUUCAACUUGCUACUCGGCCCCACGAUGAACGUAAAGAUCCGUUCCUGCUUCAACCACUUUGUUAUCUCUCGAUCCCCACCAAACUGCUCGGAGUCACGAUCAGAACCCGCUUCACAAGCGGCUGCCCGUAAGGUCCCUGAUUCUUCAAGGUGUAGAUCAACGCCAACGUCUGCAACGUCUUCCCCAGUCCCAUCUCGUCGGCCAAAAUCGCUCCAAACUGUUCCGAGUCUUCGCGUUUCAUUCCAAAAACGCAUUCGUACAGAAAGCUCACCUCUUCCCGCUGGUGAGGCCGCAAAUGCUUAGCCCGCAGUACGGAACGCAACCCUUCAUUAUACUUCCACUGAUCGAACGAAGGCUCCCGCAUCAUCAACGGAACAAAGUCCUCCGCAAUCGUUUCCUCCCCACCGUCCCAACCUGCUCGACACCACAAUCGGACUCCCGGCGCACAUCGACUCCGCCGGCGGCCUUAACCCUCCUCUCGCCUCGAAUCGAACUUUCUUCACCGGCACAUCAUUCUCCUUGGCCACCUCCCCACCAAUCCGCUCCACCAGUUCAACCUCCUUGCUCAACCGCGAACCCUCCUCCAGCUCCUCCCCCUUCACCAACCCGGAGCACCCAAUCACCUUGCCAUCCUCGUCGCCCAACGUGACGCUCUUCCCGCCCACGAUGAUCAACGUUCCGUCGCCCUCCCACGUGUUGUGCUUUUUUGUCGUUAUUUUGCCCCAGCACACUUGCAUCGUCGUUGGUUCUGCGGGGGUGUGCAACGCUGCCGGCUUUCUGACUGCGACGCCUCGGGCUUCCAACACGCGGGCAUGGUUUUCCGAGCUGGUGAGCAGCUCCAGCAUGCCCGGGUCCGGUUGGGCUUGCGGUAACGGCUGCGGUCGGAUUGUGAGGAUGGUGGAAGUUCGGCCGGUAGGGACCGCUUCAUCGACGGUCCUGCCGUCAUCACCCGCAUUUGCUUCUUUAGUAGAAGUGCUGUCGUUUUUGGUCCCGCUGUCCCAAUCUUCGUAGGGCACCGGAAAUCCUGAAGGUGAAAAAAUAUACCUCAAGCUGGAUUGGAGCGGUGACAGUUUGUAAAUCUCGAUUAAAUUUUCAAAAGGCCCUAUCUGCAUAGGAAACCCAUGAGGGAUAGGUUGUUUUGAAAAUUUAAUCUAGAAAUGAAGGAAACAAACAAGUGACAGUUCUGAACUGUCACUAUCCACACUGAACAAAAUUUUAUUCCGAAUAUCGUGCAGAUAAAUAAUAUUUACGCUUGUAUUUACGAUAUUUACGAAAUAUUUACGGAAGUAAAUCCAAUGCGCUACGGAUCAACCAUGUGCCCAACCCCGUG